AUGUGUACAAUGCUGCAAUGGGACGGUGGAUCAAGCGCCAAAGAUUUAUCACAGUGUGUGGAGCUGCUGCUACAGUUGGACGAGCCAGCUGAGGAGCUCUGUGAUAAAUUCCUGAGCCAUGCACGAGCUCGACUCGAGUCGGACCUUCAGGGCCUGGAAGCAGAGAUAAGACCAUACUCUUUCGCCUCAGCUGUGAAAGAUGCUCCAGUGCGCGGGUCAUCAUCGACCGCAGGUGCCCGAUCUCCAGAUGAUAACUCACCUAAAACGAGCUCUCUAUCUUCUCCCACCUCAAACACUGACAUCCUGGAAUUCAUUGACAGAGGCUGCAAUGAAUUUGUCAGCAGCUUAUGUUUGUUAAUUACAUCAUAUCAAGAACUUUUUAUCAACCACGCACAGACAGAAGAGCUAGCAUCUAAAAAUAUCCCACAGAUGGCAAAUGGCAAGCUGCAUGCCUUUGUGGAUGACCUGGCAGCUCGGUAUUUCUCACUCGUGGAGCGGAGGAUACAAGAGGAGAAAGGAGUUGGAGAUAACUCUCUCCUAGUCCGUGCACUUGACCGCUUCCACCGCAGACUUCAGGCUGUGGCCAAACUACUCCCGGGCUCCUCUGUGCCCAACAAGGGGACUGAGAUUGUGAUUCGGGCGGCGACAGAGCGAGUCAAGCAGUACCUGUCUGCUCUGCAGACCUUCUACCUGGACAGCUUGACAGAUGUGAGGCAGGCUUUGGCGACACCGCGUCUCUCUGUGGCUGGUGCUUCAGUGACUGGCGGCGGUGCUCUUCAUGGAGGGCCGGCAUCUGGUAGAGAUGCACCAACCAGCCUGCCGGAGCUGCUCUCCUCCUUAUCAGCCUCUAUUCUCAAUCAGAUUAAGUCAGUGCUGGCAUCAGUGCAUCUCUUCACAGCUAAGGACAUUACGUUCUCCAACAAGCCUUACUUCAAGGGUGAAUUCUGUAGUCGGGGUGUGCGUGAGAGUCUGGUGGUGAAUUUUAUCAAGUUUAUUUGUCAGUCUUCUCGCCAGUUCUGUGAGAGCGCAGGAGACAAAGGAGGUUCAACUCCUCCGGCCCUCCUGUUGCUGCUGUCUCGCCUCUGCUUAGACUAUGAAACCUCGACCAUCUCCUACAUACUCACACUCACAGACGAACAGUUCCUUGUGCAGCAUCACAGUCCUGUAACACAGGUCACAACUUUAUGUGCAGAAGCCAGGGAGGCAGCACAGAAACUACUGAACCAUUAUGUUAAGGUUCAGGGUCUGAUUAUCUCCCAGAUGCUAAGAAAGAGUGUUGAAACACGAGAUUGGGUGAACACCAUCGAGCCUAGAAAUGUCCGCGCUGUGAUGAAGAGAGUAGUAGAGGACACCACCUCAAUUGAUGUGCAGGUGGGGCUUUUAUAUGAAGAAGGUGUGAGGAAGGCACACAGCAGCGACUCCAGCAAAAGGACUUUCUCUGUUUACAGUAGCUCGAGGCAGCAAGUGCGCUAUGCGGCUAGCUACACUCCAAGCGCUCCUAUGGAUACCAAUCUGCUGAGCAACAUCCACAAGCUGUUUUCUGAGAGGAUCGACAUCUUCAGUUCGGUAGAGUUCAACAAGGUCUCUGUGAUGACGGGAAUCAUCAAAAUCAGUUUAAAGACGUUCCUGGAGUGCGUCCGCCUGCGCACGUUCGGACGCUACGGGCUGCAGCAGAUCCAGGUCGACUGUCACUACCUGCAGAUGUACUUGUGGCGCUUUGUCUCCGACGAGAACCUGGUGCACUUUCUUCUGGAUGAGAUAGUGGGCAGCUCCGCUCACCGCUGCCUGGAUCCUGCCCCGAUGGAGCAGAGUGUGAUCGAAGUCAUCUGUGAACGAGGUUGAGGGUCAAAGCGCAGCACGGACAAGAUAGCUGAAGCAACAGACAGAAAACUGCAUUCAAUUGAAAUAGUUAACACAAUGUCAAAUGUAUUGAUCUGAUUCAUAAGCUGCCUUUUUGAGAAUCUAAAUUGAGAUUGUGAGUCUAAAUUAUACUGUAGGUGAUCAUCUUUUGUUUGAGGCAUAUACAUCGACACUGACUGACAGUUUGAGGAAAAUCUACAUUGCGUUCCAGGCACUUCCCAUGCAAAGAGCAUGACAAGCCUCUAGUACAUUGGUUAAAUGUCAAGGUGGUCAUUUAAUAAUCAUAAGAUUUUAGAGGGGAAGCCCCUUGUAUCCAUGACACCAGCUGAGCUUUUAACCACAUGUUCCCAUUGAAGGAAAUGUGAAAACAUAUAUGAAUUAUUAAACAGUUGUGUCUGUUGGAAAUGCUAUGUAUUAAUUAAUUCUCUAUGGUAUCUUUCUGCUGAAUAACUUGAGGUGUGAAUGUUGUCUGAUUAUGCCAUUUAUGUCUAACACUGAAGUAACUACAGCGUUUCUUUCCUUCAGGCUGUUCCCUCUUUUCUGUGCAUGUCUUACACAGACAAACACUGUUUGAAUUGAUGUGUCAACAAUAAAAGUGUCUGAAUGAAUGA
Molecule: messenger RNA, 2471 nt
Organism: Paralichthys olivaceus (Japanese flounder)
Lineage: Eukaryota; Metazoa; Chordata; Actinopteri; Pleuronectiformes; Paralichthyidae
Source: RefSeq, a predicted model, not a curated record